AUGCGUUACAACAAUAUGCGCUUUUCAGCGCUCCUCUCAAUCACUUGCAGCCUUGUCGGGUCUACUCUUGCGCAAAUCCAGCUCGGAACCGCAGGAAGCUUUGGAGUCAUAGCUAGUGAUACUGUAACGAAUAGCGGCAAUACAGUGAUUACCGGUUCGCUCGGUCUAUUUCCGAAUACCAUGAGCUCGAUAACUGGAUUCCCACCUGGGCGUUCAGGUACCCAAUAUGCUGGCGAUGCUAUCGCUGACAGGGCCAUUCAAGAUGCCAGGUCUGCUUAUGGGAGUGCUGCUUCAUUAGCACCCACAGGACAAAUCUCUGCCGAUCUUGGGGGACAGACUCUCGUGGCGGGAGUCUACACAUCGGCGUCAGCAGUGCAAAUCACAGGGCCACUUACACUCAAUGCUGAAAACAAUCCCAACGCCCUUUUUGUUUUUCAAAUCGGCAGUACCCUCACGACUGCUUCCGCUUCGUCAAUUGUACUUGUCAACGGUGCGCGUGCUUGUAACGUCUUUUUCCAAGUCGGCUCUUCUGCUACGCUUGGCAGCACCACCAUCUUCAAUGGUAACAUCCUGGCCUCGACUUCGAUUUCUCUUGGGGACGGUGCAACCGUUAAUGGCGGGCUUUACGCUUUGAAUGGGGCUGUUACUCUCAUAAACGACCAAAUUUCUGCACCGGGGGGCUGUGAAGCUGUUCCGACAUCCACCCUGUCGACAUCUACCACGCCAGUGGCAUCUACUACGCAGACGACUGUUUCGACCUCAAACACAGAUACAUCUGUAACCAGUCUCACGUCAACAUCGUUGGGAAAUACCAUCUCCAGCACGGGCAAUGUACCAGGGGUGACCACUGACUCUACUACCGGACCCGAUGGAGGGACUGUGACGACUCCUACCGACGGUAGCUCGACUACGACCCUUCCGAAUAACGACAUAACCACGCUAUCAAGUAGUACCGGUACUGCCAUCACGAGUGUUCCCAGAUCUGGGUUCAAUACGACAAUCACAUCGCGCACCACCCCGCCACUGAGCACACCAAAUGUACCUGACUUCCCACCCAACUUUCCACCUAAUUUUCCACCCAAUUUUCCACCUAAUUUUCCACCUAAUUUUCCACCUGAGACACCCAAUACACCGAAUGUUCCUUUCACUAGGCCGAGCCAGCCUAUGAAUACUCCAGAAACAAUGACCACGCAAUCUAGGUCUACCAUGCGAUCCAGGUCCACCAUGCAAUCCGGGUCCACCUCAAAGCCUACGUUAUCCAGCGUUCGAACAACGUCUCGUCGUGCGACUAGUUCAAUUGCUUCAGAAACUUCAUCGACCCUCAAGGUUUAUUCUGUAUAUGCCACUAAAAAUGUCACCUCAUCAGCACCGGGUUACAAGUCUGCAACAAGUAGCUACCAGGCCAAUUCGGCAAACUUCACACAACCUGGUUAUGCGCAGUCAAGACAAGUCUUGACUUCGAAAAUUUACAAUGGGGUAACCACCAUCAACGGAACUCCAUGCACCACCCUCUCGUAUUUCGAGCCGACUUGCUCUUGCACACAGACCACUGUCGUUCCUAUCGCGCAUACACCUGCACCGCAGGUGGCAACCAUGAAAUUGACAACUGUAAGCGGUGUACCCUGCACGAAAACGCAGUAUUAUGAAGAGACUUGCGACUGUGUACGCACAUCAAAUGUACCAAUUCAGGUUGUAGGUGCCUCGGCCAGUAUUGCCACCAUCAUCGACGAAGUGCCUUGCAUCACGUCCAAGUACUACGAACCUGCCUGCAAUUGCAUACAGACGGCGACAAUUCCCGUCCGAAUCGCUAGCGGUGGUGAGGCGCCCAAUCCAGCCGUUACGGCUUGCCCUGCCUCGACAAAUGUCUUUUGCAUGUCGGCAUGCAUGGAGUCGUACAUGCCCGCUUCGACAACCACAUCGGGUAGCGCAUAG
Messenger RNA from Plenodomus lingam JN3, 1932 nucleotides. RefSeq lists its product as uncharacterized. Lineage: Eukaryota; Fungi; Ascomycota; Dothideomycetes; Pleosporales; Leptosphaeriaceae. The record is from RefSeq and is a predicted model, not a curated record.